AUGGACACCCUUUUACUUACGUCAUUUGCAGUAUUCUUUUCAUUUAUCCUCUGUGUAGCACCGUUUCCGAAUAUGAUUAGAAGAGCAAAAGAUAAAGAGAUGCACUAUAUUCCGAUCUAUUUUUUGUGAAUAAAUCACUCUUGCAGAAUAGUUUGGCUUUAUUAUGGAAUUCUGAAAAAUAUUGUCCCUUUCAUUACUAACUGUGUUAUGACUGGAAUUGCUUCUAUUUUGAUGCUGAUUUUGUACUAUUUCUUUAUCAGAGAAAAAUUGAAGUUUGUUAUUUUCUAUACGAUUUUUUUGAUAGUUACUUUUGUUUUUUCUGUCUAUAUAUUUCCAGUGACUUGAGUUGGAAAUAUUGCGACUACGCUGGGAACUUUAACAUAUAUAGUAACAGCUAAGAAUUUGAAAGUUGCUAUAAACACAUUGAACCCAAAAAUGAUUGACCUGCCUAUCACAAUAGUGUCUUUUCUGAAUUCAUUCGCAUGGGCAUUUUACGGGCUAAUAAUUUUUGAUUACCCUUUGAUGAUAGGCUGCGCUAUUGGAGUGGUAGUUAGUAUAGUUUUACUAGUAAGUUAUGUAUGGAUAAAUUGCAAGAAAUUUAAAAAAAAAUUAAUCACUGUUUAA
This is a messenger RNA of Blepharisma stoltei, 624 nucleotides long. Lineage: Eukaryota; Ciliophora; Heterotrichea; Heterotrichida; Blepharismidae. The record is from the annotation of a GenBank genome assembly.